AUGUACCAUAUAAAAGAUGAAGUAAAUGUUGAUGAUUUCAUCAAGGAGGUGACCCACACAGUAUACUUUAAUGAGGUCGAAUACAACGUGAAGUGUUCAUGUGCCUUGUUUAAGAUGAGAGAUUUGUGUAGACAUGUAUUUGGCAUUAUGAGAGUUAACAAAAUCCAUUCGGUUCCAAAAAAGUACAUACUAGAUCAAUGGAGGAAAGACAUAAAAAUGACAUACACUCUUAUACGAAGUAGUUAUGACUUAGUUGAUCAGAGGCCUGAAGUUAGCAGAUAUUCACGUAUCAUCAAGAAAUGCUACGAAGUAGCCACAAAUGCAUUUUCAUUUGAUGAGCACACUGUGGAUAUGCUAGCUAAGCUAGAUGCGAUGAACUUAGGCUACCGCACCAACAAGCCGCCCUCGAAGGUUGUAAUUUAUAAUGCCGACACAACAACAACUACGAGUUCUAAGAAUUUCCUGAGUCCUCAUGUAGUCAAAGGAAAGGGUAGAUCGCCAUCUCUUAGGAAAAAAUCAUGCAUUGAGAGAGUGAAACCCACAACGAAGAAUGCUCGCCCCAAAGGAAAACGUAAACAGCCGCAUGGAAUAAAAGGCGAAGUUGUUGGAACGUGCAGGAAUUUAUUUGGCCAAACAGAUAUUGGGACACAACAAAAUAUCCCAGUUGAGCCAUCACAAAACACUACCGAAUUGUUAGACUUUAGUGUUGUUGAGUUAGGCUUUCCAGUGAAUGAGACUCAAGAAAGUAUGCAACUUGGGUUGGAUGGAACCCAGCCAGAUAGCUUGUGUGAGACACAACCAUCGCAAUGA
Messenger RNA from Carya illinoinensis, 810 nucleotides. RefSeq lists its product as uncharacterized. NCBI's taxonomy places the organism in Eukaryota, Viridiplantae, Streptophyta, Magnoliopsida, Fagales, Juglandaceae. The record is from RefSeq and is a predicted model, not a curated record. The transcript has 4 exons. The coding region runs from base 1 to 810 and encodes 269 amino acids. Gene Ontology annotation, molecular function: zinc ion binding.